UUGGUGACUGAUAAGGUCUAUUUUGAUAUCUCUAUCGGUGACAAACCAGACGGACGGAUCGUCAUUGGUCUUUUUGGGAAAACAGUACCCAAAACUGUAGAAAAUUUCAAGAAGCUCGCAGAAGGUUUUAAGGUGGCGAUUUUACGAACAGAGACGGAACUGGAGGUUAGACAUCCGUUAUGUAAGAGCAUCUAUGGCGACAGAUUCAACGACGAGAAUUUCAAACUUCGGCAUUACGGACCUGGCUGGCUCUCCAUGGCUAAUGCUGCGUUCAAAGGUCCUAACACGAAUGGUGCCCAGUUUUUUAUCACUUUGAUUAAGACAAAUUGGCUAGAUGGAAAGCACGUCGUCUUUGGAAAAGUUCUGGAAGGAAUGGAUGUCGUUAAGAGAAUUGGAUAUACCGAAACAGAUUCACAUGACAGGCCGAAGAAGGACGUUACCAUAACAGACUGUGGUUCACUGCCUGUAGAAAAGGAAUUUAAUGUUGCAUUAGACGACUGA
Messenger RNA from Dibothriocephalus latus, 501 nucleotides. NCBI's taxonomy places the organism in Eukaryota, Metazoa, Platyhelminthes, Cestoda, Diphyllobothriidea, Diphyllobothriidae. The record is from the annotation of a GenBank genome assembly.